Molecule: messenger RNA, 601 nt
Organism: Owenia fusiformis
Lineage: Eukaryota; Metazoa; Annelida; Polychaeta; Sabellida; Oweniidae
Source: the annotation of a GenBank genome assembly
UGGCAAAACUGCAGAGGACUUUAGAGAAGAAUAUCCAAAGAGAAUGGAAAAAUAUACUGGUUAUGAAUCAACUAAAAUUGGUUCCAUAUAUUCUUUGUAUUUGUAUGACACGGUGCUUGCGUAUCUUACCGCAGUGAGUAAAGUAGUAAACAACAGUGCAGACUGGAAGAGCGGAAGGAAUGUCCUUAGAGAGAUUCAGAAAGAUGGGUUUGAAUUCAAAGGGCGGACUGGAAUGGUAAAGUUCGAUAGAACAGGUGACAGGUUAUCCGACUUUGCUCUAUGGCACAAAAACAACGCAAAAUCGAAGUAUGAAGAAUUUACUGCCGUACAUAUGCAAGAUAAUGAAAAAUUGGAUUUCGAGGAAAAAAAGAAACCAAAUUUCAUAACUGAUGAUGGCCGUCCUCCACCAAGCACCCCAAAAUGUGGAUACUUGGGAGAUGAAUGUAGAGAUGUGGUUAGUGAACUGGAUUUGUGGAUCUUGUUAGUUAUUGUGGCUGUUAUUAUCGUCGUUGUUGUUGGGGCGUUGGCAGCCCUAAUACUCUGUAUCAGGAAGUGUAAGCGGAAUGACGAGAUGUUGCAGAAUAUGUGGAAGAUUCCCUAU